Molecule: messenger RNA, 3042 nt
Organism: Lottia gigantea (owl limpet)
Lineage: Eukaryota; Metazoa; Mollusca; Gastropoda; Lottiidae
Exons: 2
Coding region: 1-3042 (1013 amino acids)
Biological process (GO): regulation of transcription by RNA polymerase II
Cellular component (GO): chromosome
Molecular function (GO): chromatin insulator sequence binding
Source: RefSeq, a predicted model, not a curated record
AUGAAAACAUCAAAAAUUGUCAAUAAAAUAUCGUAUAACAGGUUCACUUCCCAAGCAGGUCAACUAACACCAUCUACCGGAAAGAUGAUGACAGACUUAUCUGUACCAAAUACUUUCAUUGAACAAGCUGAUAACACAAUUCCUGUUGACCUAUCUCUCACAGCUGAAAACUUAGAAAUGGGCGAUUGGUAUACGUACUUGUAUAUGGAACAAGAAGCACAUAAGUUGGCACAUCAGGACUAUCACGUGGCACUUAAUACUCAAUGCGUUGUGUGUCAUUCCCUUUUCUCCACAAAGACGAUUGCAAGAGAACAUUUUGAUGAUCAUCACGGAGGACAAUUAUUUGAAUGUCGUUUCUGUCGCUUGACUUUUGUCCUGGAAUGUAACCUUCAGCAACAUAAUGAAUUGCAUCAUAGUAUCAAGCUCAACAAUUGUUCUGGGAUUCUUCCUGAAAAAGGCUUAAAGGCUUCACCGCUAGAGGAAAUUGUGGAAAGUCUCAUUGACGAUGCAGUAGAUACCACUUUAAAGCGAAAUAAUGGAAUUUUAAAUCAAAAGGGAAUGUCUUUAGAAGAAAUUGAUUGUAAUAAUAAUUGUGUAAACGAAAUGGAAUUUAACGUUACAGUUACGAAUGAACAAAUGAAUGCUUCAGAAACCACCCGCGGCAACGAAGAUCGAGCCCCAAAUGAUCAAUGUGAAAAUGAACCAGUCAUUUCAACCGUUGUAACAGAGGAAAGAGAAUUAAAAUUUAAGGAGAACCAACUAAAAAUGGCAGGAAAAGAAUCUAAACAUUGUGGGAAUAUUCACUACAGAAGUCUUUACAUUCAAAGACACAGUAAAAAUCUCAAAAAACUUAAAGAUGUCAUACUGAAACGUUCUUCAGCUGAGAGAAGGGAUACUAUAUCUAUAGGCUUGCAAGGGGAGAAUGGCAAAACUGGUAAGAAUACCCAAAACACAAAUGUGGCUCAAACUGGAAUCAAGGAAACGAUUCUCGAAAGCAUUAAAACAACUGAUCGUAAUGCCAAUAAACUCGAACAAGACGAAAGGGGGACAGAACCAUCAACUUUUGGGAGUAGAUCUGUAGCUACUAUUGAAGUAGGAAUCAAAUCCCAAAAGACUCCCAAUGAUGACAAGAUCCUAACAAAGAAACAGAUAGAAAACGAACACCCCGAGAACAAAAAAGAGAAUGUGACUGUAGAAAGCACGCCUUCCCCAGAAACUAUAAGUGCAGAUGCUUUUGUAAGACAGGGUACCAAAGGACCCCUUGACAAAGACAUGGUCAAAGACUCAACAGUUUCAAGAGAGUCUAAUUCUGAAGAUGGUCGACUAUGGUGUAUACACUGUAAUAUCUCAUUCAAGACUACCCAAACCUUGCGAAAACAUACUUUAUAUUCCUUAUUUCACAAAAUGAACACAAACGAAGAACCUUUGGAAAGAGAAAUCUGCUACGACUGUGCAUCAACAUUUGCCAACAAGAAGAAUCUUCUUAAGCACAAACGACUCACAUGUUACUUCCGAAAUAAAAAUCGGGAAACAUCUCACCAAAUCCAUUUACCCGAGGUAUGUGAUGUUGACAGGAAUGUCCAUUUUACUGAGACUCCAGAGAAACCAACAUCAGACACAAAAACCUCAGCGUGGAAGCUUAUAGAGAUGAAUAAAAUUAAGGAUGAACCUUGUAAAAGGAAUAAGAGACAGAACAAUACUUCUGUUCAGCCUACCAAUUCGGUGGAGAAUCUUGCCAAAUGGGACAAGAAUCCACCCUGUGGGAAAAACAGUGACCAUGAUAAUACUCAUAUUCAAAACAAUGAUCGAACGGCAAAGAAUAUCGUAGAUUAUAUUCCAAAAGCUAAUGUAACUGAAGGUCAAGUUUCUGGAUCUAAACCAUCACAUGAAACGCUUCACGAUUCAUUAUUAAUUGGUCAGUCUGUUAUCAUGAUAGAAGAUCGUAAGCAAACAGUCCAAAAUCAUAUAGGCCUACCUACAGAAGCUGUACCCGAAUAUUAUGAAAAGGGAGUUAUGGACUUCAACGCAGACACAACAAUCGAACCUGGAACAAGUUCCUUUGACGAUUCGACAAUAACAUUGGAUUCAAACCUUUCAAUUAAACUUUCAGGUAUUGCAGGCCAGACGAAAACCACCAACAAGAAACAGAAGUACACUCCAACAGCGUGUGACGGUUGUGGUUCAACAUUUUCUUCGCGCAAAAGUUGUAAAAGACAUAUUUUGAACAGUUGUCCGUUCUAUAGAAGAGUAAGAAAACUAAACCCCGAAAACAAUGAGCAAGUUAUCAAAAUAGUAGACCCAAGAAAAUCAACGAAGCGUCCCUCCUGUGGUAUAGCAUCAGCCUCAGCGGAGAAGAUGCCAAAGUUGCAGAUAACUUGCAAAGAUUGUGGGAAACGGUUUUCUCACAAAAGCAAAUACCGAAAGCACGCAAGAAAACACAGAGACCUUCCUAAGCUCCUAUCAGAGUUUUCAAAAGAAGCUAGUCUUGCAAAUAUGCCCUCAAUAAAAGGGCAUGAUACAUUGGUGACGAAACAAAACGAUUCUUGCAAUAAAGCGUCUGUUAUCCUCAAAAAAAUCUUUCAAUGCUCCAAAUGCUGUCGAUAUUUUCUUACAGAAUAUGCAUUGAAAAUACACUGGGAGAGAUUUUGCUGCAGCAACAAGAUCCAUUGUCCUGCUUCGACUCCAUCAUUCAUUGUGCCCAAAAAUGCCAACAGUUUAUUUGAAUAUAGUAAAUUUCAUGUUACGGUCAAGUGCUGCAUUUGUUUGAAGUUAUUUGCAACUAGAACGGAGUGCUAUCGACAUUUGUCAACUACCCAUAGAUUGAGUAGAAGGAAGGCGAUUGCGUUAGAAAGAGAGUACCUCGGGCAACAAAUUCGGCUUAAUUACGAUCUCAUGAUGAACAAGAAAAGGAGCAGUGUAUCGGGUGCCAAUAUCAUUCCAGCUGUAAAUUUGGGCCUGCGUUGGAAAUUGGAGGCAAUUGAUUUCUCAGAUGCUGCUCUCGGGAUUAAUCCAUAUAAUCUCAAUCGUCAAGGUUUAGUUUAG